GCGGGAGGCCGCGAGGCGGGAGGCGCGAGGGCGGCCCUGCUCUGACAUCCGGACGCCGCUCCCGCCGCGGGGGCCGCGGGGGACCCCACCCGCUUCCUCCGUGUUUGGGCGCCGGGCGCGUCUUAGGCGGGCGCCGCGGGAGUGUUGGCCCUGGGAAGCCCGCGAUGGCGUCCUGAGUGAGGAGAGGUAGAAUAGAGGCCGGAAGCCACUCGCGUCGGAUGCCGUUCAGCCGUGAUUCGAGGGUGACCGUGUGCACACGGGUGCCAGGAUGGGCUCACUCCCGGCGCGGGAGCUGCGUGUGUGCAAAGUCCUACCCAGGUUCAGGCCCUCCGUGGUUAAAGACUGUAUCCAUGCUGUGCUCAAGGAGGAACUGGCAAAUGCUGAAUAUUCUCCAGAAGAAAUGCCUCAGCUUACAAAACAUUUAUCAGAAAACAUUAAAGAUAAAUUAAAAGAAAUGGGAUUUGACCGAUACAAAAUGGUGGUGCAAGUAGUGAUUGGAGAACAAAGAGGUGAAGGAGUAUUAAAGGACUUAACACUCUCUUCUGCUGUGCAGGAAGAGUAUUGGCUGCUUACCUUCAGCAUGGCUUCUCGCUGUUUCUGGGAUGCUGACACUGACAGCUAUACUCAUGAUGUUUUCAUGAAUGACAGUUUAUUCUGCGUUGUAGCAGCAUUUGGCUGUUUCUACUACUGAAUGAAUCUUUGAAAAGCUGGGAAAAGACAUGACCGUGAAGAAAUCUGAACUUUUUAAUAUUGUUAAAUAUCUUGACAAAAUAAAGAUGUUAGUAGUUUGACAACUGAA
Messenger RNA from Pongo pygmaeus (Bornean orangutan), 799 nucleotides. RefSeq names its product dynein light chain Tctex-type 2B (gene DYNLT2B). Gene Ontology annotation, biological process: microtubule-based movement. The coding region runs from base 269 to 691 and encodes 140 amino acids. The transcript has 6 exons. Gene Ontology annotation, cellular component: cytoplasmic dynein complex; cytoplasm. The record is from RefSeq and is a predicted model, not a curated record. NCBI's taxonomy places the organism in Eukaryota, Metazoa, Chordata, Mammalia, Primates, Hominidae. Gene Ontology annotation, molecular function: dynein intermediate chain binding.